AUGAGCUUCGCGUAUGGAGUCCAAUACCCAGGAUACGCCCAAGCGUAUCCUGGCAUCAGCUACGCGCCCGUGGCAUACCAGCCACAGCAGGUGCAGGCACAGGCGGCUCAGCCUGCACAGCCUGCACAGCCGGCACAAGCCUACCAGGGCUUCAGUUAUGCACCUGCAGCUACACAAGUGGCGCCAGCCGCUGCACCGGCGGCUGCCCCCGCGGCUGCGCCCGCGGCUGCACCAGCAGAGAGUUCGGGAGCCUGGCGGCUCGUAGUGUCAGGCUGUAGACAUGAGACGGUGGCCCAGAUUGUCCGUGGUCAUUUCAACCGAGAGGGAGAGAAUCAUGGCCACCCAGUGUUCAAGAAGGAAUCCCAGUGGAACGGCUUGGACGUGAUGAUUUAUUUCUGGGACGAGCGUGAUGGCCCGAGCUUCUCUGGCUGGUGGUUUGGGCCAAAGGUGGGUGGCGACCAGGUUUGGGCAUACCAACCAGAUAAAGAACCUGAUCCCCCUGCAAGCGGCUGGCGGGUUCCCUACGACGGCCCUGUGGACAACACUUUCAUCUUAUACCCAGCUCCUGCCCCUGGUCCUGGCGCUGGUGCUGGUCCUGCUCCUGCUCCUGCUCCUGCGGCCUAUCCGACUCCCGCGCCAGUUGUGCCCAAUGUGGUCCCCACCGUGAUCCCACCGCCCAGUUGGGCAAACAGCGCAGGCCCAAGCCCCUCAGCCCCUUCACCCUGGGACGCACAAGCACAGCAGGCACAGCAGCAAGCACAGCAGGCUCUGCAGGCGCAGCAGGCACUGCUCGCACAGCAGGCGCAGCAGCAGCAGCGCGAGCGGGAACAACGAGAGCAGCGCGAGCGAGAGAUGCGCGAGCGGGAGCAGAGGGAGCGAGAAAGGCGAGAGAGGGAGCGGCAACAGAUGGAGGAGAGGAGAAAGGUAGAAGCUCGGAAAGCUGAGGAGCUCAAACGGAGGGAGGCGGAGGUAGCAAAGAAGAGGGAGCUGGAGAAAGCUGCACAGGAGAAAGCUCAGCAAGAGCUUGAGAAGAGGCGGCUGGAGCAGCGCUCAGUGUUGGCUAUUCGCCGACAGAUUCAGAAAGUGCGCCUGGCGACGCCAGAGACCUUGGAUGACUUGGAGAAGGAGCUCCGAGACAUGCUGCAGGCGGCAGCCAGUGACGGGAGCCUCGGCUCCCAAGCCGAGACGGUGGCCGAGGAGGCGGCCUGCGGCUUGGACUCGGCAAAGAAGCGCUGCGAGAGCCUCAAGGAGCUGAAGCGAAAGCAGAACGAGGACGAGGCGAAGGCCAAGGCCUUCUUGUCAGAGCUCAUGCGCCGCCUGGACAAUGCGGAGGGAGCUGUGAAGGACUUGCACAGCAUCCUCGCAGAGCACUUGGAUACCAAAAAGGAGGGCGCGGAGGCAGCGGAUGACAAAAAGGAGGACAAGAAGGAUGACACAAAGGAUGACAAGAAGGAUGAUAAAAAGGAGGCAUCAGAACCGUUUUCGCCCUUCCCAGCUGCGGUGCUGGCAGAAUUGCAGGUGGAGAGUUUGGGGAAAGCGAUGGAGCUUUCACAAAGCGCGAAGACUGCCGCUCGGAAGGUUGAGGAGGCGGCCUUAGAGUGUGGGACCUUUGCGUCAGCAAACUCCAAGCUGAAAGAGGAACUCAAGGACUCAGAAGCCGCGGAACCCUUGCGACAAGUACCCGUAAUUCUCCGACGCCUUCAAGCUGCCCAGAAGACUUCUGAAGCUUACGUCCAGGCCACGCUCACCUGUGAAAAAGACAUGCGGCGCCGUGAGGCCUCGAAAAGGGAAUCUUCCCGGCGGUCGGCGCUCUUCCGCGACUUCGACAAGGACGCUGAUGGGAGGCUCUCGCAGACAGAGGCCACAGCCUUGGCGAAGAAGCUGCUGGCCGAGGCACAGAAAGUCAAGGAGACGAAGGUGAACGAGGAGGCCCUUCAACGAUUCCUCCGGGGUGCUGUGGAAGAGGAUGGCAAAGUGGAGAGCUUUGCCUUGCUUGCAAGCUGCGUGGGUGCCUUCCGUGAGAUGGAGCGUGACGGCCGGCGACGCCUGACUAGGGAGGCACGGCAGAAGCUGCUGGCAAGCUUGCAGAGCAAGUGGCGCCGUCGGGUUCAGGAUCUUGAGGGCUCCACCGGUUCGGAUCUUGAGGCAACAUUGAAAGAGGUGGAGUCUGCCGUGGCGCCGCUGCUCACAGAGACUUCAAGCCCUCCCGAACAGAUGCAGACACGGGCCGAGGAGUGCGAGGCGAUGAUUCAGAAAGCACAGCAAAAAGCAGAAGACUUCCAGAAGAAAGUGCAGCAACUCCCUGUGGCUUUUCUGAAGGAGGUAAACUCGAAGCAAGUUCAGACUUCGGAGCUUGAUGAGAUCAUGGCCCAGCACCAGAAGCGCUUGGCACUGCGCGCUGGCCGAACGGGGCAGCGCCUGGAAAGAGCCAAACGCCUCACCGAGCUCUUCCGCGCAAAAGCCAAUCGGAAAGAGAAUGACAGUAUCGAAAAGGCCUUGGGGCAGCUACAAGAAGCCCUCAGAGCUUACGCCAAGAGCCAAGACUGGUCUCCUGAGCAGCUCUUCCGCUCAGGCUCUGAGGAUUCGGAGACAGACAUGACGGAGUCAGCCUUUUUGGACCUUUGCGCAAAAGCCACGAGCCCAUGUAGCCAAGAGCUGGCCUCCAAGGUCUUCCAACGCGCGCUGCCCGAAGACGUCGAGGACUUGCCACUCUCGGCCUUCCAGCGCUUGCUGAAAGUCUUCUACAAGGUCACCCAGGAAACACCGAUGACCGAGGAAGCCGAAGUGACUGGUGAGAAUGCAAAAGUCCAAUUGAAAGUGGGCCAGUUCUUGGAAGCAUUGUCGGAUCCCAAAGAGGUCAGCGAGGUGCAACGCCUUCGCUGCAAGGCACGGGAUGGCUCAGAGGGUUGGGCGACGCUGUCGCAUCUGCGUCCUGUGGUUCUACCGGCCUAUGCCAUCGGGCGCCGCUGCGUCCUCCUGGAAAAGAAGGAUGUAAAGAGCGAAACCAAGGAGGUCCUGCUCCAGGGAGAUGUCGUGGAGCUCUUGGAGGAGUCACAGGCCGAUGUAGAGGCAGACGAGGCAGAGGAGGCAGACGAGGCCAAGGAGCCCAAGGAGGCCAAGGAGGCCAAGGAGCUUUUCGGCUUCGUUCAGACCCGUUCUGGCAAGUACGGCUGGAUCUUCAACUGUGACCAGGUCCUCCAGCCCCUCUGA
This is a messenger RNA of Symbiodinium pilosum, 3210 nucleotides long. The record is from the annotation of a GenBank genome assembly. Lineage: Eukaryota; Dinophyceae; Suessiales; Symbiodiniaceae.